GAUGCUGCAGCCCUGGCUGUCUCGGAAACUGGAGCUGUUCUUUGGUGUGAAGGGUUUCAAGGCUGCCUGGGCAGUGAGAGGGGCUGGUGCUGGCCUUGGGGCUCAGCUCCCUGGUCCUUGGGCAGUGUCCGGCAUAACAGUGAUGGGACAGGGCAGGAGCAGGGAGCUGGUGAGGAACCCCUGGCGGCUUUCCCCUUCCCCACCCUUACCCCUUUUGUCUGGCUCAUAGGAUGGCAGAGAGCUUCCCCAGCAACCCCGGGUUGGCCCGGCAGGAGGAUGGGGAUCCCCAGGAGAACAAGUCCCCACCAGAGUCCACGGUCCCGCCGUUGAGAACUGCUGCCUCCAAGUUACCUUUGUACAAACUGGAGCGGAAAAACAUGGACUGCAUUGAGGCCUUUGCCAACAGCCAAGUAAAGAACUUGCGCCAGAAGUUUGGCUUUCUUGAGAGCAUCUGCUGCGUGUUUAAAACCGCCAGGCUCUAUGACAUGCAAAAUGGCCUGGAUGUCUUCUGCCACGAAUGCCGGCUCAUAGAUAACAUCAAGAUGCUGCUGGUACAGGAGCCCAUGGACCAACUGACCACAGCAGUGAGGCAGCUUGCCAUGGAUGCCAUAGGAGAAAUGAGCUCAGUGGAGAAAGUGCUGAUGGGCCAAGAGAAAAGCCUCCUAGAAACCUGCUUCAGGAGUGUGUUCUGCCUCCCUUCAAAUCCGAAACUGAGGUGCCCGGACCCUGUCCUCUAUACCUGGACCCUGAGCGCCAUGGACAACAUGCUGGUGAACAUUGUGCGCGGCUUUCACUCCUCGAGAGUCAGCGAGGGGCUGCAGAGUAUCUUGAAGGUUCUGCUGGACUUCACCUACUCUGAGAGACAAGCUGUGCGGGAGAGGGCCAUGGGGAGGAUUUUGAUCCUGACCUCUCACCUCUCCGAAAAUGUCACACUGGAGGACUGGUUCGACUAUGGAAAAGACAUGUAUGGCCCUAUCUGCUGUGGAGACUUCCCGAUCCCAAUCUUCGGACAGCUGCUGGGUCGUGUCAUGAUUCUACGAUCUUCUGAAGAAGUGACAGGCUUUCAAGCUCUGGAUACUCUUAUUUGCUUGUACGAGUUUGUCCAGAGGCAAAAAAGCAGGUUACGGACAGAGGAUGAAGAAGUAAAGCUCGAUUGCAAACCUGAUGGCAACUCCUUGCUGCAUGCACCCACCACCAAAGACUUUCUUCUGCUGUUUGCAAACUACCUCCAUCCUCCAGAAAAGACAGACGUUGUCCGCAUGGCCAUCAAAGCACUGGGAAGCUCCAACACCUGUGACAAUCAGGGGGCAAGAAACAUUCUGGAUGCAGUCGUGAAAGACCCUCGCUUCUGGCUGGCAGAUGUGCCAAAGAUCAUGAGGUACAUCUAUGAAAACCUGGAAUGCAUCAAGGUGGAGUCAGCCCGACAGAGCGUGAUGUCACUGCUUCUGGUGCUGUCUACCUGUUACCCCACGCUCGUGGUCGUCAACCUGCUGAAGCUCUCCUCACCAGGAGACAGCGCUGGCGCGGCCAUGUGGGACCUGAUGCUUUCCAUGCCCGAGGCUGUGGAGGAGAUCUUCGCGGAGCUGCUCACGAAACCUCAGAACGCAGAGGACUUCUCCAUCCUUGGCUUGGCUCCGACGGCCUCCAGGGAGUUUCAGGCAAAGGAUGAUGUGUCCCAAGCUGAGAGGUACCUGAGCCAUCUAAGCCUGGCGACGGUCUCCCUGUUGCUCAGCAACUUCAUCACUUUGUCAGAGACGCCUGACCUGGCAAGAAAAAUGAAGGUCCUCCUUCCACGCAUCAUGGUUUUGAUCAAGUAUGGCGAUGAAGAGAUCAAGCUGAAGGUCCUGCUGGUUUUCAGAAGUGUGCUGAGUCACCUGCUGAGGAAGGAGACCAGCGCCAUUGCUGUGGAGCUGGCUAGGGACCUCCUGCCCCUCUUUGAUGAAGAGUCCAGCCAGCUGCGAGAGUUCUCCAUCUGCCUCUUCAGAAGCCUGUUGGAAUCAGUGGCGGAGAAUGACAAGACGAAGAUGAGGAGCAGCACAUGGUCGUUUCUGGUCCCGCUCUUCUUUCACAUGAGCGACCAGACUGGCAGCGUGGCCAAGGCCUCCGGGGAAGCCCUCCUUGCUGCAGCAAAGCUCCUUGAGUGGAAAGAGCUUGAACACCUUUUGAAGACGUGGCAGCCGUGGAGGAUCGGAGAGUGCUUGGUGGUGCAGAACAGGAGAAGAGCUGAGGAAUACUUAUAUCAGAGCAUGCUGUACCUGGAAAACCCUCAGGCCCCCUUGCGAGAGGCAGCCGUGAGGUUCAUCGGGCUGGCUGCGCGGUCCUUCAGGGGCCUAAAGCCAGUGAUGCUGCUGCGGAUCUGCGGAGCCCUUGAGACGAUGCUGGACGACAGCGAUCCUGCCAUCCGUUCCCUGGCGCAUCAGAACUUCCUCAUACUGCGCUCUCCAAGGCUGAGGCAAAAAUCAAGGUGGAGCCUGCGAUCACUGCACUUCUAGUCCUGCUGAGCCGGCAGCGGUGCAGAGCCCGUCUUGGGAAAACGGUUCUCUUUUAAUAAAGCUUCACCAACAAGCCUAAA
Messenger RNA from Strigops habroptila (Kakapo), 2572 nucleotides. RefSeq lists its product as uncharacterized. Gene Ontology annotation, cellular component: cytoplasm. The transcript is spliced from 19 exons. The record is from RefSeq and is a predicted model, not a curated record. NCBI's taxonomy places the organism in Eukaryota, Metazoa, Chordata, Aves, Psittaciformes, Psittacidae. The coding region runs from base 231 to 2492 and encodes 753 amino acids.